UGCCUUUUAAAGACAGAAUAGGCGUCGCUGCGGAUUGGUUCCAGACCGCGUGGGAAGGUUUUCCUCAUUAGCAUAAUGGGCGUGGCCUCGCCUUGACUUCCGGGUGUUUGGAAGAUGGCCGUGGCGGUGAUGGAGCCUGUGCUGGAAGGGCUGGAGGAGCCCUUAUUGGGGCCUGAGGACGAACACCGAAGCAGAUCUGGAGAUGUUAUGGAAACGCUACAGCAUUAUAAGAGCAGAUGGAGAGCCAUUCGGAUAAUGUACCUUACCAUGUUCUUCAGCAGUGUUGGUUUUUCUAUUGUAAUUAUGUCAAUAUGGCCAUAUCUUCAAAAGAUAGAUAAAACUGCAGAUGAAAGCUUCCUUGGCUGGAUUAUUGCAUCAUAUAGCAUUGGUCAGAUGAUAGCUUCCCCCUUCUUUGGAGCAUGGUCGAACUACCGUCCAAGAAGAGAGCCUCUUAUAGUUUCAACUACUAUUUCUGUGGCUGCUAAUUGCCUCUAUUCUUAUGUCCAUUUACCCACUUCUCACAACAAAUACUACAUGCUGGCCGCUCGAGCUCUGGUAGGAUUUGGUGCAGGAAAUGUAGCAGUAGUUCGGUCAUACAUUGCAGGUGCUACUUCUCUUGCCGAACGAACAGGUGCUAUGGCAAACACUAGUGCAUGUCAAGCAGUGGGAUUCAUACUGGGACCAGUUUUCCAGACUCUUUUUACACUCAUUGGAGAAAACGGAUUUACUUGGAAAACCAUUCAUCUCCAGGUGAACAUGUACACCGCACCUGUUCUGUUUGGAGCUCUUCUAGGAAUUAUUAACAUUGUUCUCAUAGUUGCUGUAUUUAGAGAACAUCGUGUAGACGACUUGGGACGGCCACAAAAUAGCAUUAACUGUGAAGCAAAAGAAAAUGAUGAAGUGGAUCAGGAAACCCAAGCUAACAUUGAUCAUGUGGCUGUUGUAUCAACAAAUUUCCUUUUCUUUGUCAUCUUAUUUGUUUUUGCAGUUUUUGAGACCAUAGCUACACCAUUGACAAUGGAUAUGUAUUCCUGGACCAGGAAAAAAGCAGUGUUUGUCAAUGGCAUAAUCCUUGGUGCACUUGGUAUUGAAUCAGUCAUCGUAUUUGUAGCAGUUAACACCCUUUCUAAAAGAACUGGUGAACGUGCUAUACUUUAUGGAGGCCUAGUGAUUAUCUUGGUUGGAUUCUUUAUCUUAUUACCUUGGGGAAAGCAGUUACCUAAUAUCCAGUGGGAAGACGUGAAGAAUAAUUCUAUUCCAAGAACUACCUUCAGUGAAACUCUUGCCUUGUUUUGGACACUGCAAACCCAGCUUCCAUCCAAUAAUACGGUUGAAACCACUGGGUGCCCUAUUACACAGACCUGGUGCCUCCAUACUCCAAUAAUCCAUCUGGGUCAAUACAUCACUACAGAUAUUCUAAUAGGUCUGGGUUAUCCAGCCUGUAGUGUUAUGUCGUACACCUUGUAUUCAAAGAUCUUAGGACCAAAGCCUCAGGGAAUUUACAUGGGCUGGUUAACUGCCUGUGGAAGUGCUGCCCGUAUACUUGGCCCAGUCUUUGUCAGCCAACUCUACACACACUUGGGACCUCGCUGGGCUUUCAGCUUCAUCUGUGGAAUUAUUGUUCUUUCUCUCUUACUCUUGGAAGUAGUGUAUAAGAGACUUGUUGCAUUUUCUGUCAGACACGAGAGGCUACAAGAGCAACGUUUUUAACUAUGGGUAACUGCUGAUCUGUUUGAGCACCACUGUUAGUGCAGAAGUGCAAUUACAAUAACAUGUUGAUUAGGAGACUUGUGUUGUGUUCAAUAAGGAACAUGAUUGGCGACUAUGAUCAAAGUAGUACCAAAAGCUCUAAUACGUAUAGUUGAAGAGAUGACACAACAACCCGGACUCCACUUUCUAAUGCACUUAUACUUUUUAAAAUCUUGAUUCUGUGAAUCAGGUCUCAUGAAACUUUUUCAUAUUGAACUUGAAUUCUUUAUGCUUCAUAAAGCAUAUGAGACCUCUUAAAUUUUAAUAGAUCUUAACAAGGCUUGACAGAAAAUGCUGCAGGUAAACGUAUCUCACUGUAGAUGCCUUAUCUUGAUGAAUAUGUGUGUGAAUAGAAUAGAACUGGAUAAGAACAAUAAUUUGUCAUGCUCUU
Anolis sagrei ordinatus is the source of this 2140-nucleotide messenger RNA. It is a transcript of the gene MFSD8, whose product is annotated as major facilitator superfamily domain containing 8. Gene Ontology annotation, biological process: transmembrane transport. Gene Ontology annotation, molecular function: transmembrane transporter activity. Gene Ontology annotation, cellular component: lysosomal membrane. The record is from RefSeq and is a predicted model, not a curated record. Lineage: Eukaryota; Metazoa; Chordata; Lepidosauria; Squamata; Anolidae.